GUAUCUGGCAAUGUCAGCUUUGUUUACUAUUUUGAUUUUGUGAUUUUUGCAACAUAUUUAAAUUUGAAUGUACUCUCGAAUUCUUCAUUCGAAACUCUUUAUGCAUACAUGAAAAUUCUUAUUUUAUAUUGAAAAAUGUUUCAUUCUAUGAUAAGAUCAACUAAUUUAAUAAAAUAUAACUGUAUAAAGCAGCCAUUUCUUAUCUUAAAUAAGACUCGCAGACUGAGUAAUUCUUCGUCUUACGAACGAUUUUUUUCUGCUACAUCUUCCCUCGAUUUAUCUGGUAUUUAUCCACCUAUUAUAACGCCUUUUGAUGAAAAAUUCAACAUCAACUUCGACAAACUAUCAUUCAAUUUAAAUGUGUGGAAUUCAACCUCAUUUAAAGGGUAUGUUGUGUUAGGAUCGACUGGAGAAUUCCCUUUUCUUUCUGAGAAAAACAAGAUACAUCUUGUGAAACAUGUGAAAAAAGAAAGUGAGCCACAUAAAAUUAUUAUUGCUGGUACAGGCUGUGAAUCAACUACUGAAACAAUUGACUUGACAAAUAAAAUGGCUGAUGCUGGUGCAGCAGCUGCUUUAGUUGUAUCUCCAUUUUUUUAUAAAGGUCGAAUGACUGAUGAUCUACUUUAUGAUCAUUAUAUAAAAGUUGCUGAUUCAAGCAAAAUUCCUAUUAUUUUGUAUAGUGUACCAGCCAAUACAGGAAUUGAUUUAAGUGCAACAUUAGCUGCAAGUUUAGCUGAUCACUCCAAUAUUAUUGGAAUGAAAGAUAGCGGGGGAGAUAUUUCAAAAAUUGGAUUCAUUUGUCACAAAACGAAAGGAAAGAAUUUUCAAGUUUUAGCUGGCUCUGCUGGUUUUCUUUAUCCAGCACUUUGUGUGGGAUGUGUUGGGGGAGUUUUAGCUUUGGCAAAUGCUCUAGGCAGUGCAACUUGUCAACUAUAUGAAAACUUUAUUUCUGGUAAGCAUGAGGAAGCUCGAGAAUUACAGUUGCGACUUAUAGGACCAAAUCUAGCUGUCACCAAAUGGUUUGGUAUUCCUGGUGUUAAGGCCGCUAUGGAUAUGUUGAAUUACCAAAGUGGUCUAUGUCAUCCCCCACUAAAAUCUUUAACUGCUCAGGAGCUUUCAAAGUUGAAAAAUGAAUUUGUGAUCAACGGCUUUCUGUGAUUUACUUAAAUGCCACGUCAGUGAUCACUUCCAGAGAUUUGUAGCUUAUAUUUUUAUACUAUGUGAGUUUUAUAUUUUUGUUAUCAACAUAGUCAUUUUGAUUUUUAAAAAAAAUUACAAUGUUUUUCUGUUUAAAAAUGUUAUACUUUUAUGCAAAUUUUACUGUUUAUAUGUUUCUGUAAAACAUAUCAUAUUAGAAAUUGUUAACAAAUUUUUUUAAUAAAUUGUUUUAUUUUUCUAA
Messenger RNA from Parasteatoda tepidariorum (common house spider), 1399 nucleotides. Its product is annotated as 4-hydroxy-2-oxoglutarate aldolase, mitochondrial. NCBI's taxonomy places the organism in Eukaryota, Metazoa, Arthropoda, Arachnida, Araneae, Theridiidae. Gene Ontology annotation, molecular function: 4-hydroxy-tetrahydrodipicolinate synthase activity. The record is from RefSeq and is a predicted model, not a curated record.